CUCAGAAAAGAAAGAAACAAUCAGUAUCAUGGUAAUCAAUGAAGAAGAAUAUGUCACUUAUGAACGCUUUUAUACACUUAAUAAACAAUGUACCAGUGAGUCGUGUGUAAUGGCAGCUUCUGGCAGUAGUUUGUUCUACGAUUUGGACAGUGUCGCCAAGGGAAAUUCUUACAGCUACGAAGACGUAGGUUUAUCGACGUUUAACAUAUUCAAGGCACUUAAUAGGAAAGGCAACGAGUGGCCAAGAGCACCUUCUGAGCCUGUACUUAUUGUUCAGGAAUGCACUACACACAUUAAACCCAAUUUAAAUACAUGCGAUCAAAAAGAAGAAAAUUUAAAUACGGUAAAAAAUUAUUUUCUCCAUGACUGUGUACAGUCAUCAGGAAUAUGUUUGAAAGAUAAUAUUGAAGACACUGAAAGUAGUAGUAACCCGACAGGUCCUCAAAAUACACAAUCUCUAGAUACUAAUACUGGAGUUGAAAAUUAUGUCUCUUAUCAGACCGAGCAUGUAAAAUUUGAAGGCCAUAAAACAAACAAAAAGGAUCACGAGAAACGCAUUAAAGAUUCAUGUCAUUGUAAUAUAGAUAGGCUUGGUUGUACUUGCAAAUACAAUGAUACAGCUACUAAGGCCAAAACAAGCAAGUCUGUAGCUAAACAGAGAACAACUUCAACCUACAGAAAAGAAGCAAUAACAAACAUGACGACCAUGAAUAAAACUCACUUGGAAAUGGAAGACAAACUUACACGCAUGAGCGGCGAUGGACUAGGCGAAAAAUAUGCAGUAAAUCUUUCAAAAAAUGACACGUCUUGUAUUUUAAUUUUGGAUGCAUACGAUAUUGCAAAAAUGAGUCAUAGUCAGAUAUCAAACUCCCGCAAAAGUAGAGUCAAGCUCGUGAACGUUGUAACAAAUAAAGUUAGAUUGAACCCAAAAAAAGUAAGGGCUGUGAGGUGUCCUAACUGUCAAGGACAUAUAGAAUUGACUGUCAGUACAGAAGAUGAAGCGAGUACAGUUCAACCCAAAACGGAUCUUAAAUCGGAAUCUGAGUUCACCUGUAUGGCGGGCUCAAAAGACAGAUAUCAGCCAAUAAUUGAAAUUUCAAAAGAAUGUCCACAUGGCUGCGAGAUGGUACCACUUUGUCAAAUACUACCCAAAGUAAAUUUUGACGCGUCUAGUAUAAAGCAGAAUAUCCCCAAGAAAACGACGCCUCGCUUCAUUAAAAUGACUAAAGCCUGCAAACAUUAUCCUCCAUGCACUGUAGUCCCUUCAUGUCAAAGGAACAAUGUCUUAAAAGCCAAUUGUGAGUGCAUAACACCUUGCAGUCAUCGCCCUCGGUGUGUUAAUCUGCCCCUAUGCAUUCCAUUUUGUAAAAACCUGCAGUAUGACGAAACGACAAAACAUUACAUAGAUAACGAGGAAAAAACAAAAAAAUGCUACUUUCCUACACUUAAAUGUUUUCCUGUAAGUCAAUAUAAAUUGUUACAACCCCAUAAUAUAUCCCAAAAAUCCAAUGCAUUUGAUCCUCGAGCAUAUCACGUAAAUCAAACUCACUUAUCGUGUCAAGUUCCACCAUUAAAUGCAAAGCAAUUCGACUUUGCAACAAAAUCUUGUCAAUAUGAUUAUCCAAAGCAUGAGCCUAAUGAUGCGGCAAAAGAGGAUGCAACUGAUGCAAGCGUUAUAUAUAUCAGAGAUGUUGGAUGUCAAUUUAAAAACUCGUCAUUUACACCACCCCAUACGUCUUAUUACCAAACGCGAGUUUGUUAUACCUCUAGCGCUUCCUUUGAUCCUGGGAGUAAACGUUUGGACAAUAUAUAUACCAAUCCCAAAGCUUUUACAUGCGAGACAUUGACAAAUGAUGUGAAAUCAAAAGCAAAAUGCAAGUCAUCGACGAGUCUUUCGCCGUCUUCUUCUAGAGUCACAACGUCGCAACGUGAUUCAUCCCAGAAGCCAUCCUCUAAGACGCAUCCAGGGUCCAACACUGUAGCAUUCUGCAUGUUGCGAAACGGUGAAGGGGGGUACGUGGUCCCAGUCAAGCCAAAAGGAAGUGCUCUCAAAGGUAAAUGUAAGAAUAAAUUUACUAUUCAGCGUCGGCAAAUAUCUAAAGUCUUGUCCAACUUUUGGUGUAGAAAACAAGUGUAAUUUUU
This is a messenger RNA of Cydia strobilella, 2142 nucleotides long. RefSeq lists its product as uncharacterized. The record is from RefSeq and is a predicted model, not a curated record. Lineage: Eukaryota; Metazoa; Arthropoda; Insecta; Lepidoptera; Tortricidae. The transcript has a single exon. Bases 29 to 2137 code for a protein of 702 amino acids.